Molecule: messenger RNA, 1883 nt
Organism: Ixodes scapularis (black-legged tick)
Lineage: Eukaryota; Metazoa; Arthropoda; Arachnida; Ixodida; Ixodidae
Exons: 2
Coding region: 741-1733 (330 amino acids)
Source: RefSeq, a predicted model, not a curated record
AGGAGAUGAAAUGCGUACGCUACGUGUUCGACCAAAAAAAGAAAAGGAAUAAAUAAAACCGGGAGUCGUCGCGCUUCCACGCCAACCGUUCGGCGAAACGUCGCAGCAGCCACAGGCGCAGCAACGCAGCGGCGCGUUCCCCAACACACACGCACACACACCUACAUUCUCGCGGCCCAAGGCGGUAGGACUUCGCUGACUUUGCUCGGCAAGUCGUGACGUCGUCGUCUCCGAGUUCCCGGGGUGGGGGGCAAGGCGGAAGCCGUUCUGUUUUGAGCCUGGCCGGCUCGUUUCCUUCUCGAAGGGGGGAGGCGCAGUACCAAAUUACGGAUAUACAGCGAAAACAACGAGAGAAAGAAAAGCUCCCGCUCAGAACUCAAUAAUUGGGUCGUCGCAGCUCCAGCGGGCGCCGCGCGGCGUCGAGCGCGCCUCGUACGCCGUACGCUACCGGACAUAGAGCGACCGGCAGCACCGGCGUCGUCGUGGGUACGUGAGGCAAGCCCCCGCCAGACCGGCCGCUCGCUCUCCUUGGCGAGGGUACCCCCUAUCGCGGUUUCGUCACCGAUGGAUUCCCGAGUGAACGCCUCUCGACGCGGCAACAGCUGACAGACGUCGUGUGCGAGCCGUGCGUAUGUGUGUCGGGGUGUGCGCGCGCGUUGUUUGCUGUGCGACGUACGCGGCGGCGUGGAAUCCCAGUGGGCGACUAUGUGAGACCGCGGCUCCUCAUGUGCUCGUCGUGAAUGAUCGCAGCGAUGGAACAGCCUCGCCGGGCCGCCGCCAGCCACCAUCACAACAACAAGAACCACAAGAACAACAACAACAACAACGUGGCCGUGGUCGAAAUCGAGGAGCAAGUGAACCGUAGCAGCCGUGCUCGUUCGCGGAGCUUCCACAACAGUCCGCCGCGGAAAGAGUUGUCCCGGUGUGCGCGUGCCUCAAAGGCCUACUCACUGGACUCGGUGCGGUGCCCGAAGCGUUGGCGUCCCUGCCAACUCCUCAGGGACGUGUUCGCCAAGACGCCCCUGCUCCUGUUCGGGCGCCGAGCCUUCGGUGGCGGCGCCGCCUCCGCCGCCGCAACCACCUCCGCCAGACCGUCGGUGGUCAUGACUCCCGCUGACAGCACGACCUUCUCGUCCGAGGACAGCGGUCAGGGCAACGAUUCCCCGUCCUCGCUAGCCUCUGUGCUCGACUCGCAGCUCUACCUCCAGCCGCCCAAGACGAGACGGUCCUGUAGUGCCGACUCCGCAGUGGACCUGGUCGGCGGCGGAUGUGCCGUGUCGACGGCGGCGGCGUCGUCGCCGCCGCCCGGCUCCCACCACCGUACCAGUCUGCCAUCGGAUCGAAAGCGGCCCCUAGCUCAGUGUCUGUCCUUGUCGUGUCCAGUGCUCAGUGCGCCCAGUGUGGUGGUGAGUGACUUCAGCGGCGGCAGCAGCGAGGCGUCGCCCGAAGUCGUCCCGGAGGAAGAAGGCUGCGGCCUCUUGUCCAUCGAUGAUGACGUCCGGGAUUACCUGUCCCUCGGACGUUCUUGCAGCACGUGCUCGCUGUCGUCGACCGUGUCCAGUAUCUCGUGGGACGACGACGCGUCGCACAGCGACGUCAGCGAGUCCUCGUCCUGCUUCUCUUCGUCGAAGGUGAGUACCUGGAGUCAAUGCCCACCUGACAUUCUUCCAUCGCCAACCGUGUUGGGACUUUGUGAGUACGGUAUCACUCACUCCCCCACAUACGCGAGCUGAUGCACGUCAAACAUGGCGGCAUCAGCCAUGUUUGAUGGCUGAUGCUGGAGACUCGGAUAUAUAGAGAGAGAGCAGCGACGAAAGAAAGCAACAGACGUAGAUAUCUUCUUCGUGUGCACUUGUGUCGUCGUACUUUUUCCCAGAAAACCC